AUGCGGUUAACGCGGGUUCUCUUGCAAAAACGCCAGCCCUUGAUCAAGUUCUUGGGCAAGCGGCAUACUCCGAAGCAGGUCGACCACACACCUCACGCCCACCCAGCAUCGCCCACACACGAGCUCCCUGAGUCCUUCGCCUCAUAUCGCACACGCGCUCAGCAACACGGCCCGCUGGGAGCGGCACAGACAGCGCAGCCGUAUGGAGCGAUUGGUGGGCGUCCUGGCAGGGCGCUAGGACCGGUAGAGCCAAAGAAGGGCGAGUAUUGGGAUCGGAAUGAGCUGCCGAAGAGGUUUCACAGAACGCGGUGGACAGCGGCGGAGAUGGAGGCAUUGGAAAGUGGCGGCGCCAGCAUGUUCGGUUGA
Baudoinia panamericana UAMH 10762 is the source of this 366-nucleotide messenger RNA. RefSeq lists its product as uncharacterized. The record is from RefSeq and is a predicted model, not a curated record. The coding region runs from base 1 to 366 and encodes 121 amino acids. Gene Ontology annotation, biological process: 2-oxoglutarate metabolic process. Lineage: Eukaryota; Fungi; Ascomycota; Dothideomycetes; Mycosphaerellales; Teratosphaeriaceae. The transcript has 3 exons.